UAGCGGCGACGCGGGGCGCCAGCCGGCGGCAGGAUCGAGUUCCUCGUGUCCUGUUUCGGUCUGUUGAACAAAAGGAGCUUUCCCGCGAGAAAUUCAGAAGAGGGCCUCCCGGCGCCUGACAGCUGCUGAACAAAGCGAAGAAGGCGGUUGCGCGGCCGCAGGGGAGACGUCAUCAGAGCGCGCCGGAAGCGGCCCGACGAUGAAGGGAGUGAUCUACCACGCCUUCUCACAGAAAGAGGCCAAAGAGCACGAUGUACAGCACCGCGGGCCGCAGCGGGCUGAGGCCUUCGUGCGGGCCUUCCUGAAGAGGAGUCUGCCCCGCCUGAGUCAGCAGGCCUGUGAGGACCAGCUGCAGCGCAAGGCUGUCAUCCUGGAGUACUUCACUCGCCGGAAGCGGAAGGAAAAGAGGAAGAAGUCCAGAGGCCUCUCUGCCAGGGAGAGGAGAGACCUGCGGCUCUUUGACAUUAAGCCAGAGCAACAGAGAUACAGUCUCUUUCUCCCUCUGCAUGAACUUUGGAAGCAGUACAUCCGCGACCUGUGCAAUGGGCUCAAGCCAGACACGCAGCCACAGAUGAUUCAAGCCAAGCUGCUCAAGGCGGAUCUUCAUGGAGCUGUCAUUUCAGUCACAAAAUCCAAGUGCCCCUCCUAUGUGGGGGUCACAGGCAUCCUUCUGCAAGAGACCAAGCAUGUCUUCAAGAUCAUCACCAAAGAAGACCGCCUAAAAGUUAUCCCCAAACUAAAUUGUGUGUUCACUGUAGAAAUUGAUGAUUUCAUUUCCUACAUUUAUGGAAGCAAAUUCCAGCUUAGGGCAAGUGAGCGUUCUGCCAAGAAGUUCAAGGCAAAGGGAACAAUCGACCUGUGAAUAAUCCCCGGUUGCCUGAAGCUGCUUCUGGGGCCGGCGAGCGCCCCGCCCCCCACCAUGCUGACGGCGGUGCAGACCUCCAGCCAGGCAGGCCUGAGGAACAGCACCCGAGCCUGAGUGGCCUUAAUCCAGGCGCUGUGCCUGGGGAAGAAUGAAAGAGAGCUCACAGCUUGACGAACCUGCUCAGUGAGACAGCCAGGACCAGUGUGCACUGUCUUUUCACACUGCCCUGUGUUUUCUCAAUGGUCUGUGAUGAAUCCAUUGCCCAUGUUACAAUAAAGUCUUUAUAGACAUCA
This is a messenger RNA of Jaculus jaculus (lesser Egyptian jerboa), 1158 nucleotides long. RefSeq names its product POP4 homolog, ribonuclease P/MRP subunit (gene Pop4). The transcript has 7 exons. Bases 200 to 862 code for a protein of 220 amino acids. Lineage: Eukaryota; Metazoa; Chordata; Mammalia; Rodentia; Dipodidae. The record is from RefSeq and is a predicted model, not a curated record. Gene Ontology annotation, cellular component: ribonuclease P complex; ribonuclease MRP complex. Gene Ontology annotation, biological process: rRNA processing; tRNA 5'-leader removal. Gene Ontology annotation, molecular function: ribonuclease P RNA binding.